Ilex paraguariensis (yerba mate) is the source of this 332-nucleotide messenger RNA. The record is from the annotation of a GenBank genome assembly. NCBI's taxonomy places the organism in Eukaryota, Viridiplantae, Streptophyta, Magnoliopsida, Aquifoliales, Aquifoliaceae.
AUGGAAAUAUAUGGUCAAAUUGACUAUGUGCUAGCAGAGGUCCCAUGGAGAUUGCAACCUAUAUUGGAGAGGAUUAAGUAUCUGUUUGGUUUCUUAAAAGUGAAAACUAAACACAUCUAUAGAGAAGCUAAUGGGAUUGCAGACUUUUUAGCAUCCUUUGCUGUUCUGACUGAGAGGAAUUCUGACUUUUCAGCUAGUGGUGUUUUGCCACUUGCUGGGAUGUUGCUGUUGCAGAAGGAUCAGAGCUUGCUACCUACAGCAAGAUUGACAAAGGUUAUUAAUAGAGGUACAUUACCUCUUUUAUGAUCUGAACUGGGCAGACAGACUUGACU